This is a messenger RNA of Siniperca chuatsi (mandarin fish), 749 nucleotides long. RefSeq names its product monocyte chemotactic protein 1B-like. Gene Ontology annotation, cellular component: extracellular region. NCBI's taxonomy places the organism in Eukaryota, Metazoa, Chordata, Actinopteri, Centrarchiformes, Sinipercidae. Gene Ontology annotation, biological process: lymphocyte chemotaxis; monocyte chemotaxis; G protein-coupled receptor signaling pathway. Gene Ontology annotation, molecular function: CCR chemokine receptor binding; chemokine activity. The transcript is spliced from 3 exons. Bases 135 to 467 code for a protein of 110 amino acids. The record is from RefSeq and is a predicted model, not a curated record.
ACCCGUACCCGUACACACACACACACACACACACACACACACACACAUACACAGACUGUGAGUGAAGCGGACAGAAAGAAGACAGACACCUUCAAGACAAGAUAGACAAGCAGGCCAGAUAGACAACAAUCAAGAUGAUGAUGAUGAUGAUGAAGAAGCCCAUCAUUCUGGUGACCUGUAUCUUGCUUUUCUCAUCUCUCGCUGUUGUGGCAUCUGAAACCAGCUCUGGUCCAGAGUGCUGUUUUCAGUUUUUCUCCAGAAGGUUGCCUAUGAGGAUGGUGGUGAGGUACAAAUACACAGACCCGCGGUGUUCAAAGAAAGCUGUGAUUCUUUGUCUCUGUUUCAGUUUUACGAUGAUCAGUGGUGCUGAACUCUGUACCAACCCGUCUGAGCCGUGGGUCCAGAAUAUCAUCACCGCCAAAGAGUGGGACCAUACCAACACAGCUCUGGGUGUACAAUCCAACUGACCCAACGUGUGUUUUAACACCACACUUUAAAGCUCGCUGAGCCAAGCAGAAGUGGUGGUGUAGUGGUAACCUGUGAUUUAUCUUCAGCUUUCUCUAUUUUUAUACAGAAUAUUUUUCUAUUAGCUUAAAAAUAAAUGCCAAAUAACUUUUUUUAUUAUCCAUUCUUUUGUCUGUUUUAAUGUGGUUUCAAGUGAUGCAUUGAAAGAUUAGAUAUAAGCUAUUUUCCAAUAAAUCAUAUGCUUAAAAUGUUUUCUGAUAUAUUAUUAAAAAUCAUAUAUGAUA